GCAACAUGUUCGUGUCCUAUUGAAGCCCAUCGUUUGACAAAGUCCCCGUUUCAUAGUUAUCCUUCAAUGAAAAGCCUAUCUCUUCCCUGUUAAUCACAGCCAAAUGAUUCCUUUUUCCAUAACACAUACCCAUCUGAUUGUUCCAUCAAUCUUUUCAAGGCCAAGUUAAAGAACCAAAAUUUUAAGAAAUCCAGAGCUAAAAUACUUUAAUAUUUGUAAAAUAACCAAAAAUAUUUGUUCCAAGAUAGUUUUGGCUCCGAUUUCAGUAGCGUCUCCUGUUUCUUCCUCUGAGCAUAUCUAUUAAUAGAUGAUGAACAAGAUGGUCAUUCGUAAGUCAUGAUUUUGUCAUCUUUUAUGAAAUUUGUAUGUAAAAUUGUGAUAACCAUUAUACUCCCCUCAAAGAAGAAAAAGGAACCCUUACAUCAACCAAAAGGCAAGCAUGCAGUUGAGCUUCCAAAUUAUUGUGCCGGUUUGUUUACAAGAAGCGGAUGUUUAAAAGUUCUGGUAAAUGCAGGUCCAGAUUUGAUUGCCUUUGAAACCAUCCCUAAUAAACUAGAAGCUCAGGCCUGUGUUGAGUUGCUUGAGGAAGAAAAUGUCAACAUUCCAUCUUGGAUUUGUUUCAGCUCUGUGGACGGAGUAAACGCUCCUUCAGGAGAGAGCUUCCAGGAGUGUCUUGAGGUAUUAAACAAGAGUGACAAAGUAGCUGCAGUGGGGAUCAACUGUGCACCUCCCCAUUUUGUUCAAAGUCUCAUUCAGACAUUGAAAAAGGUAACUGAUAAAGUCAUAAUUGUUUAUCCGAAUAGUGGUGAAAUAUGGGAUGGCAUUGCUAAGAAAUGGAUGCCUUCAUCAAAAUGCUCUGCUGAUGACAACUUUCAAGCUUAUGCUGUGAGAUGGCGUGAUGCAGGAGCUAAACUGAUCGGUGGUUGCUGUCGAACUACACCCUCGACAAUCAGAUCCAUCUCCAAAGUGUUGAAGGAAAAACAUUAAUAUCAUAUUGUAACUCAUCUUUCUCAAUUCUUUUGUUGUUUCAUGCUGCAUUAACUUAAGAGAUUCAAUUUGGAGAAGGCUGUCCCCAAAAUUUUGUAGACUUUUCCUUUUAGAAAGGCAUUACUUUAUUGUUUUUGCUACAUUUUUAAUUCAAGAAGGAAUAAAAAGAAUUGAUUCAGUAGUUAU
Molecule: messenger RNA, 1173 nt
Organism: Daucus carota subsp. sativus
Lineage: Eukaryota; Viridiplantae; Streptophyta; Magnoliopsida; Apiales; Apiaceae
Product: homocysteine S-methyltransferase 1-like
Exons: 4
Coding region: 337-987 (216 amino acids)
Biological process (GO): S-methylmethionine cycle
Molecular function (GO): S-adenosylmethionine-homocysteine S-methyltransferase activity
Source: RefSeq, a predicted model, not a curated record